Molecule: messenger RNA, 1470 nt
Organism: Erigeron canadensis
Lineage: Eukaryota; Viridiplantae; Streptophyta; Magnoliopsida; Asterales; Asteraceae
Product: transcription factor HHO3-like
Exons: 5
Coding region: 148-1293 (381 amino acids)
Biological process (GO): regulation of DNA-templated transcription
Molecular function (GO): DNA-binding transcription factor activity; DNA binding
Source: RefSeq, a predicted model, not a curated record
UUAGAUCCUUUUAUUCUCGUUCAAACCGGAUCUCUUUUUGCCCCCUUCUAAGACAUAAUCUCUUUCACAUUUAUUAAUGCCCCAAAUUUCAUACCACUACAAAUCUUGAUCCAAAACAACAACAGAAAGAAAAAGUUAUCUCUCUCAAUGGUUUUUGAUCAUAAUAAUAACAAUAUGGCUGAUUUUGGUGACAAAAUGGUAAGAUGUAAAGAAUAUAUGGAAGCUUUGGAAAUAGAAAGAAAAAAGAUUCAAGUCUUUGAAAGAGAGCUUCCUCUGUGUCUUGAACUUGUUACUCAAGCAAUUGAAGGAUGUAGACAACAAAUGUCUGGAACAACAACAACCGAUUACUUCAAUGGUCAAUCUGAAUGUUCUGAGCAAAUAUCAAGUGAAGGUCCAAUUUUGGAAGAAUUUAUUCCAAUAAAAAGAACUUCAUCAUUAGAAGAAGAAGAAGAAGAUGAUCAUGAACACACACAUCAACAAUUAAAUUAUAAGCCCAAAAAUAUUCCAAACAAGUUUUUAGAUAAAUCAUCCUCAUCAUCUUCCAAGAAAUCAGACUGGUUAAGAUCUGCUCAACUCUCUAUUCAGACCCCAGAUCCACUGGAAAUAUCACCAAAAAGAGUGCCAGUUGUGGAAGUAAAGACAAAUGGGUGUGGUGCUUUUCAUCCAUUUAAGAAAGAAAAAAGCUGCGACGGAGCUCCGGCCGCCGGAAAGGUGAAAUUAUCAGCUACACCCACCACAGAUCUUACAGCUACCGCCAGUUCCACGGCGGACACCCGUAGUGGUAGUGGUGGCUGUGACGGAAACAAGAAUGACGAUAAAGGACAGUCAAAUAGGAAAACUCGACGGUGUUGGUCGCCGGAGUUACACCGGCGGUUCCUCCAUGCUUUACAACAACUCGGUGGUGCUCAUGUUGCUACACCUAAACAAAUUAGGGAAUUAAUGAAAGUUGAUGGGCUCACAAAUGAUGAAGUAAAAAGCCAUUUACAGAAAUAUCGUUUGCAUACAAGAAGGCCAAGUCCUACAAUACAUAACAAUAACAACCCACAAACACCUCAAUUUGUGGUGGUGGGAGGAAUAUGGAUGCCGCCACCGGAAUACGCCACCAUGGCAGCCAACUCAACCCCGACUUCCGGUGAUACCAACAAUUCCAAAAAUGUAUAUGCUCCUGUUGCUUCUCAUCCGCAAUCCAUAGCAGAAGCAUCCAUGUCUCUAAACAAAAGCAAUUCCCAUGGUAACAAUGGUGAUGAUAGCCACCAUGAUUCGCAAUCGACUUCCUCAUCCACACACACCUGACACUAUGACGACUUAUCGAUAUUUUGACUUUUUGACGAGGGGUUAUUUCCGCUCGGCUUUGUGUAGAAUAUUUUUGUAACGAGGCCAUUUUUUGAUGUUGGUUUCUAUAUAUAGCCUUGUUGGUUGAAUAUUGUAAAAGUAUAAGAAAAUGUUAAGAGGUUAUUUUGGUUUAGUUUA